AUGUCGAGGUCGUCGUCCACGUCUCAGUCCGCUAGAAACCAUAUCCCACCUUCCACACGCGCCAAGGCCCACAAUUUCAACGAGUACGCAAACGUAGACCGCGAUGGAAUACCUUCAAGCUUGAGCCUCCUUUCUGCUCGGAGACCUUCCUGGACUCCUUCUCCGUUCUACGAUCUUCCAGGCCCUCAUGGUCCAGAUAGCUUGCAGCCUGGACUUGCUUCGUAUCGCGAUGUCCCAUCCUUUGGGGUACAACCACCUGUGCAUCCGUCGCCAUCCCCAGACGACAGUGGAAACUUUUAUCAGAGACUUCAAAUUGACAUGAAAGACUUGGUGGGAGACGCAGUUGGCAACAUGAGUAUCAGUCCUACCAGCCGUGAUAUUGUCCUCGCUGCCCGCCGGGGCCUAUUUAUCAUAGACCUUCAAGCACCAUUCGAGGUGCCCCGGUUUCUUCCUCAGGGCGGAACGUGGGAUGUAGCGGAUGUGCAAUGGAACCCCCAUCCUUCUCGCGCAGAAUACAUCGUAUCUACAUCUAGCGAGAAACUUCUCAUCUGGAACCUUCUACUUGUCGGCAAAACUUCCAUCGACUAUAUUCUUCAUUCACACUAUCGCGCAAUUACAGACAUUAACUGGCAUACAUCGGAACCAGACACUGUGGUUAGUACAGGUAUUGACUCAUGGCUCUGGUCAUGGGAUCUACGAGAACCACGGAAGCCUGUGCUUGGUUUAUGCGCAUUUAAUGCCGCUGGAACGCAGGUCAAAUGGAAUCGUCAAGAUGCCAAUGUACUUGCAUCCUCUCAUCUAAAUGAAGUCCUCAUAUGGGACCGUCGAAAAGGAUCACUGCCCACAUCUAGGAUAAAAGCCCACAAAGCUAAAAUAUAUGGUAUAGAUUGGGCUCACGAGAGGCGGAACGAUAUCGUCACUUGUUCUCUCGACAAAACGAUAAAGAUAUGGGAUACUAGUGACUCGCCUAAUGAGACUGGUGGAUUUGAACCAAAAAAUACAAUAAAAACCAGAUAUCCGGUGUGGAGAGCACGAGAUCUUCCUUUUGGUCACGGUGUUCUUAGCUUACCCCAAAGAGGAGAGACUGCACUAGAAAUGUGGGCAGAUUCCGACUCGGGGACGCCCGUAGAAGUAUAUGAAGGUCACACGGACGUUGUGAAGGAAUUCGUCUGGAGAAAAGGAGGCCUGGAGGGAGGAGAAUACCAGUUAAUAACGUGGUCGAAAGACAGAACUCUCAGAUUCUGGCCAGUAGACUCGGAAACCAUGGAGAAAACUGGUUACGUCUCCGGGAUGAAGAGGACUCGGUCAAGAUUUUUCACAGAUGCAGAUGAUAACCAGUCCUUUCGACACCCUCCGGAGGGGACAGACUUGGCUCCAUCUCUAUCUGCGCCCGUUGGUCACCGCGCUAUUUUAGCUGAGGUACGAGCGCCACUCCCCCCUCGCAAACUAAAUCCAGUGCUACAACCACACCACGGAUCUGCUGCACGUGCGAGAUCACAUGAGAAAGGCAUCAUACCUCCAGAGCAUAGCACCAAUCAUGUCUCCCUGCCGAUACCCGUGGCUACGGCUACACGACAUGGCGGUACUAUGAGUCGAGGCAACGUUGGUGGUAAGUCUGCGCGAAUGGAUGCGUUUACGUGGCUGGCCAAUGUGAAAGUGGGAGACCGACGGGAGAGUAGCUCUGGACCAGGCAGUGGUGCGGAUAGUGGGGACGUUUCAAGAAUAAGUUCAAGGUCGAGGCCCCCUUCUGGCAGAGACCCGAGCACCGCUCCUGGUCGCCGCAAGAGGAGCGAAAGCCGGGGGAGAGGCAACGAAGAGCAUCGGGAUGGGGACGUCAACCAAUCCCUACAAGAUGAAAUUACGUCUGUCCUCACUAAACUCGCUUCCUCUAAAAUAAAGCUAGAGAAACAUGAUCUGACGAAAAGGCGUACUUGUACUCUUGGUUUACAUGGACCUUGGGGCGAGUCGUCUUCAGUGUUCAUCCGCGUAUCGUUUAAGUUUCCAAAGGAAUAUCCACAAAGCUCAUACCCAGAAGGGACGCCCGAUAUCGACGUUGAACGCAACCCUCUUAUCUCCAUGCAGAGUCGUGCUUUCAUGCUACGUCGUCUAAAAAGUAUUCGUGAGGGGCGAAGACCGUGCCUCGAAGCAUGCUUAAGAUUUCUGCUUUUUGGUAAUGAAGACGAAGAAGUAGGAGGCGGAGCUGCUAUGGGCUCCGAAUCUUCGUCUGAGGACGAGGCGGUGGUACCACGCAAGCCGCGAGAUGUCACCGUCUCGUUACUGCGAAGCAACAAAAAUCUCGCGGAACCUCGUACGUCUCAGGGUGUCUUUGGUCCCAAUGGUGAAUUGGUGUGCUUCUUCCGGGCACCACCCCGAAUCGUUCGGAAUCCCCUGCGAGAGAUAUCCACGUCUUCAGCCGCCGCAGCCACUCACUCCCCGGAGACAGUACCACGAUUCUUCCAAUCACCAGCGUUACUUGCAGACGCUGUCCGUCGUCUUGGCCUCGCUGCAACGGAUCGAAUGGUAGACCUAGCAGACCCGAAAAGAGCAGAGGAUGGCGAUAAUAUCCUACGCAUCAUGACCAAUCUUUUGACGUUUUCGCAGCAAAAAGUUAGGAGAGAAUCGGAAUCGAACUCAUUGGAUGACAUCCCCGCCAGUUAUUCACUGAUUCCAAUGCGACGAAGCACCAUAUUCAUCAAGUACCCUUCUGAUAUCACGAACGCCAAUAGGACGGUCGCUGCAGAGUACAUCUUUGAGUCCCAGAAUUUGGCAAACUUGUGUGAGACGAACGCACAUAUAGCAAAAGUCAAUGGCCAGUUACACCAUGAACGUGUCUUCAAGACGCUACAGGCACUAUUCCCAAGCUCACGCACUCGAGACUCUGAUGGUCGUACGGUGUCAACAGAGAGUGCGCUCCUUUAUCACGUUGCUAUUAGACUGUAUAACGAAUUUUCUGCUAAUAAAGAUAUCCAGAUGCUGGCCAUGAUAUCCAUCGUUUUACUAAAGACAUGUGGUCCAUCACUGGUAACGCGAAAUCACUCUUCUGACGUGAAAGAGCAUGUCUCUGCUAUCUCCAAAGCUGGUUUAGAUUAUUUCAGCCUCGCACGCCCCAAAGAAGGUCCUAGCGCGGCACUUUCUCCAGGUUGGCCCCGUUUGCCAUCAACAUCCCCCACUGCGCUCCCCCUAUCGGCCUCAAAUUCAUCGCGUGGCUCUUGGUCUAGUCUAUUCAAUCCUGGCAGCGUGCGACAAUUCAUGUCAGGUGUGCAGGAAGUAGUCAGCACUCCAGCAGAGGCAGUAAGUGCAACAGCGCCGUCGCUACAAAUCCCGAUCCCUAUGCUCAAUAAUUUCAAUAAUAACUCACGACGAGCUCAGGGCCCCGAUUCUCCUGUUCGUAGAAGUUAUAGUAGAGACACGUCUGUAGCGUCGAGUUCGCCGAUUUCGAAGUCAUGGUCCGAAGCACCUAUGGUUAACUUUCCGAAAAUGACCGCCCCGUUCUCUUCUGCUGGACAUGCUCGCCGCCCAACCUUUUCGCAGGUUAUCAGCCCCAAACAAGUCAUCCCGGAGAAGAAAAGGAUCGUGUUCAAUGAAAAUGUGACGGAAGCUGUACAUAAUUCCAGGCCACUUUCAUUCAGUCCGCAACUGCUUGACCAAUUUGCAUGUCACGUCCUUGCCUACGCGGAGAUACUGUUCGCCUGGCAACUAUUGCAUAAGCGUCUAGAGCUGUUGAAGUCCGUGGGCUCACACAUAUCUGCCUUGUUACCGGUCCACACCCGACGGGAGCUUGGCUUUGCCCCCCCCUCAUCUCCCUCGACAGCCAUGUACGCACACGCAUUUGCCGCCAUCCUCGCUUUGCCCUUCGUUGCCCAGUUCGUCAGCGCUCAGAGCUGCACUCGUAACUACACCGUUCAAGCAGGUGAUAUCUGUGACAGCAUCUCUGCUGCUCAGAAUGUCUCUACCUACCAGCUCGCUGUAGUUAACAACAUCGACGUCGACUCUCAGUGUGACAACCUCAACCCAGGCGAGAACCUCUGCCUUGGCUGGAGCGGUGACGACUGCACGAGCACCUACGUCGUCCAAGCAAACGACGACUGCGACAUCAUCACCAGCAUGGCUAACAUCAACGAUACCAUCCUCUACAUGAACAACCCCCAGAUCAACUCGGACUGCACCAACAUCUACAUCGGAGAGGUUCUCUGCACUGCUGGUACCGUUUUGGUACCCCCUGCCCCCUCCGGCACCGUUCCUGGCUCUGCAAUCCCCCCUUCUGCAACAGCCGCUAAUGACCUUCCUUACUGCGACGAGAUCGAUGACAGCAACUAA
This is a messenger RNA of Serpula lacrymans var. lacrymans S7.9, 4317 nucleotides long. RefSeq lists its product as uncharacterized. Bases 1 to 4317 code for a protein of 1438 amino acids. NCBI's taxonomy places the organism in Eukaryota, Fungi, Basidiomycota, Agaricomycetes, Boletales, Serpulaceae. Gene Ontology annotation, molecular function: protein binding. The transcript has 19 exons. The record is from RefSeq and is a predicted model, not a curated record.